CCUCAACAGCACAGAGAUCCAAACAUGGCUCCUACAAUCACUGCAGCGAUCACCAACUCUCAGGACCUUCUCUCUCUCAACCACAAGAUCAGAAAACCUCUGGUGGAGAAGCUGCGCAGAGAGAGAAUCAACAGCAGCAUUGAGCAGCUCAAGUCUCUCCUGGGUCCAGACUUCCUCAAACAGCAGCCAGACUCCAAGCUGGAGAAAGCAGACAUCCUGGAGAUGACAGUUUGCUUCCUGACACAGCUGCAGCAGCAGAACCAGCAGCACAGGAAACUGAUCAACCACUUCAACAAGCUGCAGUCGUCCUCUGAUCUCAACCUGGGAGAGGCUGACUUCUCUCCUCUGAGCUCCACAGUCCAGACCAGCAGCACCGAAGACAAGAGUCCAGCCUGCAGCGCCCUCUGGAGGCCCUGGUAG
Messenger RNA from Salarias fasciatus (jewelled blenny), 420 nucleotides. RefSeq names its product transcription factor HES-5-like. Bases 25 to 420 code for a protein of 131 amino acids. Lineage: Eukaryota; Metazoa; Chordata; Actinopteri; Blenniiformes; Blenniidae. The transcript has 2 exons. The record is from RefSeq and is a predicted model, not a curated record. Gene Ontology annotation, molecular function: protein dimerization activity.